AUGCCCAUCCCUACCUCGUCCACAGGGCAGUCGUACCCACCCGUGCUCGACUACCGCCUCGUGCAGCUCAUCGGCGGUGGCGGCUUCAGCAAGGUCUUUCGCGCCGUCAAUCCGCACUCCAAGUCGAAUCCGGUCGCGGCGAUCAAGGUGAUCUCGUACGCGCCCAACCGAUCCAACAAGUACCCCAUCGACCGGCGCGCGCUGCAAAAGGAGGUCCAGGUACAUUCGAUCCUCAAGCAUCCGAAUGUGCUCGAGUUCCUCGGAGCGGUCGAGCGCGGUGUGGACAAGAAUGGCAAUGCGGGCAAGGAGAAGGGCAUCCUCAUGGGCGAAUCGAUCGCCACCACGCAGGAGUCCAUCGAGGCGCGCGAUAAAGAGCGCGAGAGGAUGCGCAGCACGCCCUCCAUGGAGGAGAACUACGUGCCCGGCCUCUACAUGGUGCUCGAGCUCGGCGCCGGCGGCGACCUCUUCGACAAGAUCGCGCCCGACUACGGCGUCGAGGAGGACCUGGCGCACUUCUACUUCCAGCAGCUCCUCUCCGGCCUCGAGUACAUCCACUCGCAGGGCGUGACGCACCGCGACAUCAAGCCCGAAAACAUGCUGCUCGACGCCGAAGGCAACCUCAAGAUCGCCGACUUUGGCCUGUGUUCGGUGUACAAGUACAAGGGCAAGGAGCGAGAGCUCACGGGCGCCUGUGGUUCGCUCCCCUACAUCGCACCCGAGAUGAACGGCAAGCCGUACCGUGGCGAGCCUGUCGACGUGUGGAGCUCGGGCGUGGUGCUGUUUGCGAUGCUCGUCGGCAGCACGCCCUGGGACGAGCCCACGUCUCGAUCGCCCGAAUACAACGCCUACCGAAGCGGUGCGCUGUUCGAGUACGAUCCCUGGACCAAGAUCCCUGCGGAUGCACUGUCGCUGCUCAAAAAAAUGAUGCACCCUCAUCCCGAGCGACGCAUCACGUUUGAGGGCAUCCGGCGCCAUCGAUGGUUCAGGCGGCAGAACGAGCUCAUGACCAACAAGGGCAAGUGCAACGACCCCGUCAACCUCGCCGAGAAGCUGCUCCAAGGUCUGGCGGUGUCGGGCGACAUCAAUCUCGAGGUGGCGGGCGGCGCUGCAGCAGCCGCCGCCGCGCGUCGACUCGAGCUGCAUACCGACGGCCAGCGAGCGCAGGUGCCGGAAAACGUGUCGUUGACGCAGCCCGAGGCGAUCCAGACGGGCUCGUUUGAGCUUGGUGCCGGUGGUUCGUCGGCGCGUGGCUGGCGCGAUGGAGCGGUUGGACUGGCGCUUCCGUCGUCGACGGCCAUGCCGUCCAUCGCAGUGGGCAGCGACGACAUGUCGCGCCGCCUCGCCAUGAGCCAGCACAUCACGACGCGCAGGCAAGAGUUUUCGUCGAGCGCCACGGGAUCCGAGAUGGGACUGCCAGGCGCCUCGCAGUUCACGCAGGCGCUCAAUCACUUUACACAGUUCGAGGCGCUGACCAACAUGGUCGGGGCCGGCAAUUCGCAUCGGUUCUCGCCGCAUCUUACGCGCUUCUUUUCGUCGGCGACGCCGUCACAGAUGGUGGCGUUGGUAUCCGAUGUUCUCGACAGUUUGGCCAUUCAGAACGCCACCAACGCCAUUGGCGAGCAGGAGGAGCUCGAAGAGGCGUACAACUUUAUCAUCGACGGCGGCGAGCCAGCGGCAGAAGCGGCGAGCACGACGGGAAAGCGCUUCGCCAUCGGCACCAAGGGCGCACGCAUCCGCCUCGCCACCAUGGACAAGCGCAAGUGCCCCCUGCGCGGCGAGGUGUGGGUCGAGAACCUCAUGGCUUCCGACUCGGGCUGCGACGUCGACCCGGCCUCUCAGGACACGGUCAAGACGCUCGUCGUCAUGAAGAAGGGCAAGGGCGACCCGCUCGAAUGGCGAAGACUCUUCCGUGAGCUCUGCCGCCGCCCCGAGAUCCAGGCCACCAUCAUCUCGACGUGA
This is a messenger RNA of Moesziomyces antarcticus, 1959 nucleotides long. RefSeq names its product CAMK CAMKL CHK1 protein kinase. Lineage: Eukaryota; Fungi; Basidiomycota; Ustilaginomycetes; Ustilaginales; Ustilaginaceae. Gene Ontology annotation, cellular component: site of double-strand break; cytoplasm; nucleus. The transcript has a single exon. The record is from RefSeq and is a predicted model, not a curated record. The coding region runs from base 1 to 1959 and encodes 652 amino acids. Gene Ontology annotation, molecular function: protein serine/threonine kinase activity; ATP binding. Gene Ontology annotation, biological process: mitotic G2 DNA damage checkpoint signaling; protein phosphorylation.